AUGGGUAAUUUCAACGGGAAGCGAGUCGUGUUUAUAAUAUCGUCAGUCUAUGUUCCUGUAAUCGUUAUGAUAAUUCUCCCAUUCACUGUGCCCUGGGACUUCGAAACUGUUCGGGAUGCAACUUAUAAGGAUCAUCCUACAUAUAACUUGACAAUUUAUGAACCGAUUGGCGGAUUUGCUAGUCACGACAACUUUCAAUUUAUUUUCAAUACUGGUUUAGAAGCAGCUAGUUCCUAUGUGAUUCCAGUGAUAACUGGAAUUUUAACAAAACGGAUACUGAAAAUGAUAAAUAAAAGUUCAGUAGUUUCGUCAAAAACCAAGCAGCAGUUCGAAACACUGACAUGCGGACUGGCUCUUCAAAACAUCCUACCCGCUUUUUCUUAUGUUCCACCUGCCACUGCCUGGAUCAUAAGUCAGUUUGGAGAAGUCGAAGUUUUGUGGAAUGAACACCUCCUCAUUAUAUUUAUAAGCUUCCCACCACUUUUGGAUCCUCUACUAACAUUUUAUUUUGUUGUUCCCUUUCGACAUGCAAUUUACAAUUUCAUGACUUUCAAAAAGACUGCGCAGGAUACUAUAACUACUAGUAAUCAAAGUGGAAAGUGGUUUGGACCGGUGCAGAAGAACACAAUGGUUCAGACAUUUUGA
Messenger RNA from Caenorhabditis briggsae, 645 nucleotides. Bases 1 to 645 code for a protein of 214 amino acids. The transcript is spliced from 4 exons. Lineage: Eukaryota; Metazoa; Nematoda; Chromadorea; Rhabditida; Rhabditidae. The record is from RefSeq and is a predicted model, not a curated record.